Melampsora larici-populina 98AG31 is the source of this 1500-nucleotide messenger RNA. RefSeq names its product family 48 glycosyltransferase. The transcript is spliced from 12 exons. Gene Ontology annotation, biological process: fungal-type cell wall polysaccharide biosynthetic process; (1->3)-beta-D-glucan biosynthetic process. Gene Ontology annotation, cellular component: plasma membrane; 1,3-beta-D-glucan synthase complex. The record is from RefSeq and is a predicted model, not a curated record. Bases 1 to 1500 code for a protein of 499 amino acids. Gene Ontology annotation, molecular function: 1,3-beta-D-glucan synthase activity. Lineage: Eukaryota; Fungi; Basidiomycota; Pucciniomycetes; Pucciniales; Melampsoraceae.
AUGGUCGAGUCAGUGGCGUCGAGCGUUCUUCAGACGUACGUAGAAAAAUGUUCAUUUGGUCACAUGAUUGUCAAUUUCAAUCAAAUCUGGGUACUUCAUAUCAGUGUAUACUGGUACUUUACUGCCUACAACGCAUUCCCACCACCGCGAUGCAGUGGUCUGCUGUUGCUCUUGGCGCAUGUCUUGACUACAAUACUCUUCUGGAUUGUACCAUCUGAUCCGAUGUUUGGAGAUUGGGUGUCUGGCAAGGCCCACAAGUAUCUUGCCAAUCAAACCUUUACAGCUGCCUAUCCCAAUUUUGAGUUUGCAGAACGUUCAGCUUUGAUCUCACUUUGGUUACUCGUCUUCCUUUGUAAAUUUUUUUAUUCUUCUUGGAUACAUUUUCAUGGACUUUUGAUCUGGACACCUUGGUCAGAUACCUUCACAUGUUUGCCCAAAAAAAUCUAUGCAAAAGUUCUUGCUACCUCUGAAAUGCAGGCAAGGCUCAAGCCCAAGGUCUUGGUAUCUCAGAUUUGGAAUGCAUUCAUCAUUUCAAUCCAUCACAAGCAUUUACUGAGCAUUGCCCACGUCCAACUUCUUCUUUAUGUCAAAGGACUAAAGGCCAAAUUCUUUCCUCCUGGAACCAAGGCCAAAAGACAAACUCCAUUCUCUGCCCAAUCUUGGUAUGUCUAUCUUUUCUUUGUUGCUCUGAUCACAUUCAACUGGUCUAAUGCAAUUCUCCAUAUCAUAGAUCUAUACCAAAAUGCUCGAGUCACCUUUUUGGAGUAUUCGAAGCAACUUCACCCAGUUGAGUGGGGCAACUUUGUACAGGAUACAAAAAUCUUGGCUGAGGAGCCUAAUAGCGUCAACUGGAGCAAAUGGCCAGGCAAAAGUUUUGAUCAGUGGUCUCAAUGCAACAAUACUCCAAAUCUGCCAAGGAGGAAGGAGGAAGUCAAAAACACACAGUUUUUACUGAAAGCUUACGCUGAUCUUAACAUUGUGUACCUAGACAAAGACAAACAACGUAAAGAAGGAGGAGAUAUUCAAAUCUACUCUGCACUCAUUGACAGCAAGUUGCCUGGUGAUCCAAUUUUGGGUGAUGGGAAAUCUGAUAAGCAAAACCAUACCAUCAUCUUCCAUUAUGGAGAAUAUGUUCAGUCAAUCAAUGCCAAUCAGGAUAAUUAUCUUGAAGAAUGUCUCAAGAUUUGUAACAUGCUGGGAGAAUUUGAAGAUUUCCAUGUUUCCAACCAAUCACCAUACUCAUUGACUGGUGCAAAAGAAUUCAUCAAGUUUCCUGUUGCAAUUGUCAAAGCAAGAGAAUACAUCUUCUCACAAAACAUUGGUGUCCUUGGCAAUGUUGCCGCUGGAAAAGCACAAAUGUUUGGUACACUUGCUGUUGGAUCAUGUUCAUUCAUUGAGGAAAGAGGAGUUUUGGAGGCUCAAAAAGUUUUACAUCUUUCUGAAGAUAUUUACAAAGAUAUGAAUACAUUUGGUAGAGGGGGUAGAAUUGAACACACAUAA